AUGCAACCCGGAUCCCGCUGCCAAUGGUAUAAUUCGCACGGGGCUGCAACGCUGAUUCGCCCUAGGCGGCCCUUACCGACGAACCCCUUCUCUGCCAAGCCCGCUAUCGCCCAGGGCUCGCCAGCCUCUCCGUACUCUGACAGAGGACCAGAGACAGAGAGAGCCCUGAACAUCAUUUGGUCAGCCCAACGCCCUCUGCUGGUCGGCGAUACACCUACCAUGUACGCACAGGAUUUUCGCAGGGUCUCUUCAAGCGCAAUCAUACCCUUGGCCUCACCAACAUGA
Molecule: messenger RNA, 285 nt
Organism: Plenodomus lingam JN3
Lineage: Eukaryota; Fungi; Ascomycota; Dothideomycetes; Pleosporales; Leptosphaeriaceae
Source: RefSeq, a predicted model, not a curated record